AUGCAACCUCAAGUCACUGUACCCCUGUAUGCUGCAGUGCUAGGGCUCUUUUGCACUGCCUUGAGCCAACGACCUGUGACCUUUUCUCCUUUUGACCUCGAUGGAGUAUUCUUCAGUGUCGCCUGUCCUACCAUCACCGCCUCCUCUGGAUCCGGUCUCAUUUUCUUUCAGAUCAAGGCCUCAAGUACCCUACAGUGGGUCGGUCUAGGCCAAGGAUCGCAGAUGGCCAGGGCUAAUAUGUUCAUCCUCUAUUCGGCUUCCUCUAGUAAUGUGACGCUAUCCUCUCGCUCCGGGAAAGGUCAUUUCCAGCCAGUGCCUAAUCUGGACUCUCGGGUUUCUCUUCUGGAUGGUAGCGGUAUCCAAGACGGUAUGAUGACGGCCAAUGUGCUCUGCGAGAACUGCAAUGACUGGCAGGGCGGGUCUAUGGACCCGAAGAGUUCAUCGACACAAUGGUAUUAUACUUAUAGGGAGGGUUCGCCGAUAAAUUCUGAUAAUGUCACUGAGUUUAUCCAGAAGCAUGAUGGGCAUGGAGGUGCAAGCGCCGAUUUGUCUCACGCAGAGACAGUCUCUACUAAUCCGUUUUUAACAUACAGCCCAGCCACGGACUCAAGCUAUACUACCACUUCCACAGACGGCACUAGGGUUCCUGACAUGCCCAUCGCACAUGGGCUCAUGAUAGCUAUUUCGUUUAUCCUACUCUUUCCAUCACUUGCCCUGGUUGUCCUACUUCCCUACGCGAUCUCCAUCCCCAAAGUUCAUGCACCCCUUCAGAUCCUCACACUUGCCCUCGCCAUUUCUGGAAUGGAUGUAGGUCUUCAACUUGCUGUUGAAAAGAACCUGAUGAUGAACUCGCACCCUAUCAUUGGUAUUAUCGUCGUGGUGCUCCUUACUCUCUUCCAACCGGCAGUGGGGUUUUUCCAGCACCGUCACCUUCGCCGUGAUGGCGGCAAGAGUGUCUUUGCUUACGCACAUCGCUGGCUGGGCCGUUCGAUGAUCAUUCUUGGUACUAUCAAUGGAGGUCUUGGUUUCCACUUAGCGGGCAUAGGCAAUCCCGGUGCUCCUCAAAGUGCGAUGAUUGCAUAUUCAAUCAUUGCAGGAGUGGUGGGGUUGGCAUAUCUUGGGGUACAUCUUCUGGUGGGGAUGCAAGGAAGAUCUCAUCGACAAGAGCGGAAGCGCGAAUCUACUACCUCCAGGUAG
Aspergillus oryzae RIB40 is the source of this 1197-nucleotide messenger RNA. Its product is annotated as cytochrome and DOMON domain-containing protein. NCBI's taxonomy places the organism in Eukaryota, Fungi, Ascomycota, Eurotiomycetes, Eurotiales, Aspergillaceae. Bases 1 to 1197 code for a protein of 398 amino acids. The record is from RefSeq and is a predicted model, not a curated record. The transcript is spliced from 2 exons.